Messenger RNA from Cryptomeria japonica (Japanese cedar), 990 nucleotides. RefSeq names its product probable LRR receptor-like serine/threonine-protein kinase At1g56140. NCBI's taxonomy places the organism in Eukaryota, Viridiplantae, Streptophyta, Pinopsida, Cupressales, Cupressaceae. The record is from RefSeq and is a predicted model, not a curated record. The coding region runs from base 1 to 990 and encodes 329 amino acids. The transcript is spliced from 6 exons. Gene Ontology annotation, biological process: protein phosphorylation. Gene Ontology annotation, molecular function: protein kinase activity; ATP binding.
AUGGGAAGCAACCUGAAGCAUUCACAGAAUUCAACCUUUUUGGCCACAUUUGAUUCGCAUGGGAGACGACAUGCAGAAGAAUUCACAGAAUUCAACCCUAGAGAACCUACGUCAAAUAAGGUCUCUGGCAGUGAGCUGGUCCAGAAGAUAGAUAAGAUAAAGAUAAUUAAUCGUUUCUACAGUUGGUAUUUUACAAGAUGCUCUCUGUUUUUAGAAAGGGUUGCUUGCAGAACGGGUUGGCGGGGCUCAAAGACUGGAAUAGCUGUAAAAAUGACCACCAUCCCUGGCUUCAUAGAAACUGUUAAAAGUCUAGAUAUGGCGGCAUGUGAUAGCCCUCGGGAUGUUUCCUUGAGGUUGACAGCUACAAAUAUUACUGUCGCCUAUAUUACUGUCAGCUACUUGGCCUCUAACAUUUUGAAAGUGAAAAUAGAACCUGCAAUUAUUAAUUUCAAUUACAAUUAUGAAGUUUUUCAAGAAGCAACUGAAGGCUUCUGUGCUGCAAACAAACUUGGGCAAGGAGGUUUUGCUGAAGUUUAUAAGGGGACACUCAAAGAUGGAAAAGAGAUUGUUGUUAAGAAGCUCUUUGUGACACAAUCAACACAAGCAAUGGAGGAAUUCCUUACAGAAAUUAAGAUUGUUAGUGGUUUUCUUCAUAGAAAUCUCAUCCGUUUGCUUGGGUGUUGCAGUAAGGGGCAGGAGCGAUUCCUAGUUUAUGAGUUUAUGCCAAACAGGAGCCUUGACCAGCAUUUGUUUGGGGAGGGGGGAAUUCAUCUCAAAUGGAUAGAUCGUUUCAAAAUAAUAACAGGCACUGCUCGUGGUCUUGUAUAUUUGCAUGAACAAUCUCACUUUCCCAUUGUACACAGAGAUAUCAAAACUCCCAACAUCCUUCUUGAUGAAAACCUGCAACCUAAAAUAGCAGAUUUUGGACUGGCCAAAUUUUUCCCAGAAGAUAAGACACAUCUUACAACCAGGGUGGGUGGAACCAUGUAA